Molecule: messenger RNA, 1566 nt
Organism: Plasmodium knowlesi strain H
Lineage: Eukaryota; Apicomplexa; Aconoidasida; Haemosporida; Plasmodiidae
Product: conserved Plasmodium protein, unknown function
Exons: 12
Coding region: 1-1566 (521 amino acids)
Source: RefSeq, a predicted model, not a curated record
AUGGAGCAGUCUGCAGAGUUACAUCCGAGGGAUUUGUCAAGGAGGACCAGUGAAGCAUUUUCUUCGUCAAAGCAGGGCAGCGAAGAGGUUAGCGAAGAGGUCAACGAAGAGGUCAGCGAAGAGGUCAGCGAAGAGGUUAGCUUCGAGGAGCUAAAAAAAAAAGUCAAGGAUUUGGAGCUGCAGCUCGAGUACGAAAUAAAUCGACACGAGGCUGAGGUGCAGGAGAAAGAGGAAAACAUAAAAUCACUGGAAGAAAAAAUAAACGAGUUAGAGAAUUCGAGAAAAGAAGCCGAGGAAAAGGAUGAAGCGGUCCUAAACAUGAGCGAACAGCUCCUUAUUUUAUCGAACAAGUAUGAUGUCUUGGUGAAGGAGUCGAAGCUACAGGAAGAGGAACUGAAACAUUUAAAAAAUAAAAAAAAAUACAGAAACGAUAAAACGAAUGAGUUUAUAAUUACACUAAAAAAACAAAAUGAAGAUUUUAAAAAGGACAAUGAAACUCUAACGAACAAAUAUUCCGAUUUGCUUACGGAAAAUAGUGGCCUUAAAUGCUCCUACAAAAUGCUACAAGAACAACUGCAGGAGAGUCAAAAGAAUUUGGAAUUGUUAAAGAUGCAUAAUACAAAGGAGUUUGACGAGAAAAGCGCCCUUCAAAUUUUAAAUCUCGGAACGGGCCUACUGAACAAGAGCAUCUUCAACAAAGAUGGAAAAGAAGCCAAUCCACUCAAACUAGAAAUAGAAUACAAAGAUAUGAUAAUAAAAAAAUUGCUUCGGAAGAGGAUGACGCAGGAGAUGAUGAAGGGAAUGGACCAAAGCAACAAUGGGAGCUGUAAUGGGAAGGAAAGUACAGUGGGAAAGGAUUCCGACAAAAAGGGGAAGGAGUGUGCAAAUGAGGGGGAUUCCCCAAACAAUAAUACCUUUAAUCACAAUGGGGAGCAACUAAUUACAUUCGAGAAAAAACUGGAGGAACUAUACCAAAAGUGUUUGGAAUCACAGAGCGACAAUGACCAAUUGAAGAACAAAAUUAAAAAGUUGACUGAUCAUAUAGAUGAGCUGAAAAAGGAAAACGCGGAUUUGAUAGGAAUAAUCGAUACUCUUAGAGAGUACAUCAACAAAGCCUACCGCGAGGAUGUGAAUGUUCACCAAUUUGACGAUUUGAUAAACAACCUCCUUAAGGAGAACUCAACCCUGAAUGACGAACUGUCCAAGCAGAAAAGGAAGAACAUGGUGGACACCUACUUCUUCAAUAAAGAACUGCAACUGAUACAAAGCGACAAAUUUAAAAUUAUAGAAAAAUUUGAUGAGGCCAAUGUGAAUAAUUUCCCCCACAUAUACCAACCGCUACACGUCACUCUUAAUGAAUCUCCACAUGAAUACCAUCAAAAAUUCCCUGAAAAACGGGAAGCAGGAAAAUAUCACGGGGAUAUUGCUAAUCCUAACAAGGAGAAAGAUGAGAGAAAAAAUGGAAAAAACUCUCACCUGGUAAAGUCCAACAAUCCGGUAAUCACAGAUGAGUUGGUUCACACAUACAUGAAGGAUUAUAUGAUGAAUGUUCAGAAAAGGACAUGA